Molecule: messenger RNA, 843 nt
Organism: Triticum turgidum subsp. durum (durum wheat)
Lineage: Eukaryota; Viridiplantae; Streptophyta; Magnoliopsida; Poales; Poaceae
Source: the annotation of a GenBank genome assembly
AUGGCGGAAGCCGACGCCCAAACCCAGAGCAACGCGCAGUCCUCCUCGCCGCCGGCGGAGGCGUCGGGCGAGCCGAUCCGGCCGCCCCAGGUAGGCGCUCCAAGUGCUGCUUCUCCCACGGUUCCACUCAUGUACCCGAUGCUCGUGCCAGGGAUGUUCUCCCAGCAGGGUAUGGAUGAUCAGGCUCAGGGUCCAGGGAUAUAUGCCAUACAGGAGAAUCAGUUCAUGGGGGCGAUGGGAGGUUACGCUCCAAAGACAUUCAUACCGCUCGCUUACAAUAUACCAACAAGUGAAAGCGUCGGGGCAUUGGCUGGUGAAGAGCAAGGACAGGAUGCUAGGCAGCAAAAUGGCCCUCAAAGACAAGUUGUUGUGAGGAGGUUUCACUUUGCUUUUCAGCUUGACCUGGCUCUGAUCAUCAAGUUAGCAGCAGUGGUCUUUUUGUUUAGCCAAGAAGGAUCAAAACAAAGGCUGUUUCUUCUCAUAUUGUUUGCGUCCAUGAUUUACCUAUAUCAAACUGGAGCGAUUACACCUUUCUUAAGAUGGCUCCAGCGGGCAGGAGGUGUGGCCGCUCGUCCGCCACAGGCUCCUGCUAACCGUGCUCCUGUGGCUGCUCAGAAUGAUGGCAACGAUCAACCACCUGGUGGAAACCUCGCAGAUCCUGCAAACCCUGACCAAGCCGCGGAGAACCAGGAACCAGGAGCAGCAGCGGGCAACGAGAACCAGCCAGGUGCAGAGGGAGAAGCAAACCGGCGCAGCUGGCUCGGCGGCAUCUUGAAAGAGGUCCAGCUGGUCGUUGUAGGGUUCGUCGCGUCGCUUCUUCCUGGUUUUCAGCACAAUGACUAG